Thamnophis sirtalis is the source of this 4507-nucleotide messenger RNA. Lineage: Eukaryota; Metazoa; Chordata; Lepidosauria; Squamata; Natricidae. The record is from RefSeq and is a predicted model, not a curated record.
UAGCAUCCCAGGGUACCACAGGCACGGAAGACUUACCAGCCCAGCUGAGAGAGCCAACUGCUCUGCUGCUGUGGGGUGACAAUCUAGGAAAGACUUCCUCUUUGUGAUCCUUCCUUCGAGAGUGCCUGCGUGCAACCUGCUUUUGCCUGUCUCUCAUUUUGCUUGGGAAUUGUAUCUCCUGCUGCUCUUCGCUCCUUCUAGCUACAAAAGCUGCACACCAGGACAAAGCCCCAUUGCCCAGCCAGCAUGACUACCGAACUCAAUGAAUGCAGCAUCAAGGUGCUCUGUAGGUUCCGGCCCUUGAAUCAGUCGGAGAUCAUACGGGGAGAUAAAUUCAUCCCGGUUUUCCAGGGCGAUGACACAGUCAUCAUUGGGGGCAAGCCUUAUGUCUUUGACCGGGUCUUCCCACCCAACACCACACAGGAACAAGUGUAUCAUGCCUGUGCCAUGCAGAUUGUCAAAGAUGUGCUGGCUGGGUACAAUGGAACCAUCUUUGCCUAUGGGCAGACAUCUUCUGGAAAGACUCACACCAUGGAGGGCAAGCUGCAUGAUCCCCAGCUCAUGGGCAUCAUCCCACGCAUUGCUCAAGACAUCUUCAACCAUAUCUAUUCCAUGGAUGAGAAUCUGGAGUUCCAUAUUAAGGUUUCUUACUUUGAAAUUUACCUGGACAAAAUCCGUGACCUGCUAGAUGUGACGAAGACCAGUCUCUCCGUUCAUGAGGAUAAGAACCGUGUGCCAUUUGUGAAGGGCUGCACUGAACGGUUUGUCUCCAGUCCUGAAGAAAUCCUGGAUGUUAUUGAUGAAGGAAAAUCCAACCGCCACGUGGCUGUCACCAACAUGAAUGAGCACAGUUCUCGGAGUCACAGCAUCUUCCUUAUCAACAUUAAGCAGGAGAACAUGGAGACUGAGCAAAAACUGAGUGGGAAGCUUUACCUGGUGGAUUUGGCUGGCAGCGAAAAGGUCAGCAAAACUGGAGCUGAGGGAGCUGUGUUGGAUGAGGCCAAGAAUAUCAAUAAAUCUCUGUCGGCACUUGGGAAUGUUAUCUCAGCUCUGGCUGAGGGCACAAAAAGCUAUGUGCCCUACCGAGAUAGCAAGAUGACCCGUAUCCUGCAAGACUCCCUCGGUGGGAACUGCCGCACAACAAUGUUUAUCUGCUGCUCUCCUUCCAGCUAUAAUGAUGCCGAGACCAAAUCUACUCUCAUGUUUGGACAGCGGGCCAAGACCAUCAAGAAUACAGCAUCAGUGAAUCUGGAACUGACAGCAGAACAAUGGAAGAAGAAAUUUGAGAAGGAGAAGGAGAAGAACAAGAACCUCAAGGAGACAAUUGCCAAGUUGGAGGCUGAGCUAGGACGUUGGCGCAAUGGUGAGAAUGUCCCAGAAACAGAACAGUUGAGUGAUGAGGAGAAGGUGGUACCUGACACUUGUGAUGAGACACCCAUUAAUGAUAACAACUCCUCCAUCGUCAUCCGGAUCUCAGACGAGGAGAGGCAUAAGUAUGAGGAGGAGAUCCGCAAACUCUACAAGCAGCUUGAUGAUAAGGAUGAUGAAAUCAAUCAGCAGAGCCAACUGAUGGAGAAAUUAAAAGAGCAGAUGCUGGACCAGGAGGAGCUGCUAAUAUCCACUCGUGGGGACAAUGAAAAAGUGCAGCAGGAACUAAGCCAUCUGCAGUCUGAGAAUGAUUCUGCUAAGGAGGAGGUGAAGGAGGUAUUGCAAGCUCUGGAGGAACUGGCUGUCAACUACGAUCAGAAAUCCCAGGAGGUAGAAGAGAAGAGUCAGCAGAAUCAGCUGUUGGUGGAUGAGUUGUCUCAGAAAGUGGCCACCAUGUUAUCUUUGGAAUCAGAGUUGCAACGCCUACAGGAAUUCAGUGGGCACCAGCGCAAACGCAUUGCUGAGGUCCUCAACGGCCUUAUGAAGGAUCUGAGUGAAUUCAGCGUCAUUGUGGGCAACGGUGAGAUCAAACUGCCAGUAGAGAUUAGUGGUGCCAUUGAGGAAGAAUUUACUGUUGCCCGACUCUACAUCAGCAAGAUCAAAUCAGAAGUGAAGUCUGUGGUGAAACGUUGCCGCCAGCUGGAAGGUCUUCAAGUUGAAUGCCACCGCAAGAUGGAGGUGACAGGACGGGAACUGUCUUCCUGCCAGCUUCUCAUUUCUCAGCAUGAAGUCAAGAUCCGUUCGCUUACUGAGUACAUGCAGAGUGUGGAGCUGAAGAAACGGAACCUGGAAGAAUCCUAUGAUGCUCUGAGUGAAGAGUUAGCUAAACUGCAGGCCCAAGAGACGGUGCAUGACGUUGGCAAGGAGCAGGACCUGAUACAAGAUACAGAUGAAGUAAAAAAGGCCUUGGAAGUGCAGCUAGAGAGUCACCGCGAAGCCCACCACAAGCAGUUGGCACGCCUACGUGAUGAGAUCAACCAGAAGCAGAAAAUCAUUGAUGAGCUUAAAGACUUAAACCAGAAGUUAGAGCUUGAACUGGAGAAACUUCGUGCUGACUAUGAGAAACUCAAGAAUGAGGAGCAAGAGAAAACACAAAAGCUUCAGGAGCUGACAUUUCUCUACGAGCGCCACGAGCAGUCCAAGCAAGACCUCAAGGGGCUGGAGGAGACCGUUGCCCGUGAACUCCAGACCCUCCACAACCUUCGCAAGCUGUUCGUUCAAGACGUCACGACUCGAGUUAAGAAAAGUGCGGAGUUGGAACCCGAGGACAGUGGGGGGGCUCAUUCCCAGAAACAGAAGAUUUCCUUUCUUGAGAACAACCUGGAACAGCUUACAAAAGUUCACAAACAGCAAAACCAGUGCGACCAGGGCACUAUCCAGCUUCAUCCCCGACCAAUCCUUAUGGUGUCCGUAAUUCUGAUUGCAUCAGCUACACCAAUAGCCUCUUCCAGAAUUAUCAAAAUGCCUACCUGAAUUCUGGUGGCACUGUGCCUGACAGCUACUUUACAAGUGCACCUUCCAGCAGUGGAAGCAACUCCUCCACUGCCCCUCUGACCUCCUAUCAGAAGCUCAAUAUGGAUAAUGGAAAUGCCACAGACAUCAAUGAUAACAGAAGUGACCUGCCCUGUGGUGUUGAAGCUGAUGAGCAAGCCAAGCUCUUUCCCUUUCAUCAGGAGACUGCAGCCAGCUAAUACCUAGUAUCACCACCUGCCCAGAGCAUCUAAACUCACCAUCAGUUUCUAAAUGGGAUGGAAGCCUCACACCUGCAUGCUGCAGCCGGCUUUCCUUGACUUCUGCUACAAUUGGCCCUGUCCUUGUGUCCUGCUCUCUCCGUGUCCUGUAUAUUUAUCAGCUGCUGCUUCACUCUCACUGUUUCUCUGUCUUACUUACUUAACUAGAGAAUAAUGUAUUCCCUUAUCUCUUUGGAUCCCUGCUCCUUACUCCAGGAGGACUUGUGCCUCUCCUUUCCUGCCUCAGUUGCCUUAAGGGAUGGGCUGCCAGGAAAGAACCUAGAUGUAGAAGCACCCCUAAUGUGCAAACAAUUCUUGCCGAAGAGAAAGGGCAUAAAGUUUCCCACAUGUCGUAAUGACCCUUGACCUGCAGUACAACACCACCCACCCCAAUAUCUUUAGGUCUUACUGUAAGAAUAGAAGUUGAAUACCUCCAAGUAGGUAGGCUAGAACUGUUGUAGUGUAUGUAUUAGCUGACUUUCAGAUAAGGCCUAGAGCUUUAAAAUCUAGUUUUUAUCCUUUGGGGUAAUCCCCAAAGAAUAUAAAUAUUGGCAGCUAGCUUUACCUUUAGGAGUUUCCCAUGAUGCUUGAGCCUCAGCCCUUAUGGACUUAAAUUUCCCAUUUUUCGUAGGUCGCUAUGGCACUUCAGAAAUGGCCUUGGAAAGUCUUCUACAGAAAGGAGAUCCUGCUAGUCAUUUCCUUCAGUUGAUACAAUGUUAGGAACGCUGCCUAUCCUGAGCAGUUUUGUUUCCUCAGUGGGAACAGAAGGUUCCAAUGGGUGAGGACUUUAUCAGUGGGGACCCUAACUCAACUAAUGUUGAGCCAGCAACAUGGCCUCAGGAAUAUAAGUGGCCCCAUUUCAUUCUGUAAAGGAGAAACUAGAUAGUAGUUUUGCUUUUGCAGGGGCAGGGUUACAGUUUGUAGAACAGACCUGUUGGAUUUGACGGGUAAAUUCUCUAGCAAGUCCUAACCAACCAUAACCACUGCAUAUCUGGGGCACAGGCCGGGGCCUAAUGAUUCUGUAAAGUGAAACAAAAAAAAAAUUAGGCUGCUAUCAACAUUUUUUCAGUUGUUCCCUUUUAUCUCUUGAUAGCUGGCUCAGGGGCCUUUCAUUUGUGCUCCCAUGUGUAUAUUUUGAGGGAACAGUGAGUCCACUGCACAUCUUUAACUUAAUGUCACCACUUCUGAGUCAAUAGGGCGAACAGGGUUGGGAGACAGGGAAAAGUGGCUUUUACAAAGUAUUGCAAGCCUCUUUCCUGUCAAACUCUUAAAACAGCAAUAACCCUGUUUAACUGUCUUCUUGAUGGUUGUUGACAUCCUGUCAUUUUAUCCCUGUCUACUCAGAUCAC